Pseudogymnoascus verrucosus is the source of this 1866-nucleotide messenger RNA. RefSeq lists its product as uncharacterized. Bases 157 to 1719 code for a protein of 520 amino acids. The transcript is spliced from 3 exons. Gene Ontology annotation, biological process: carbohydrate metabolic process. The record is from RefSeq and is a predicted model, not a curated record. Lineage: Eukaryota; Fungi; Ascomycota; Leotiomycetes; Thelebolales; Thelebolaceae. Gene Ontology annotation, molecular function: hydrolase activity, hydrolyzing O-glycosyl compounds.
GGAACUGGCGUCCUUAGUGUGGUGUCAUUUGUAGGUUAAAUAGGAUAAAUGACGGCUAAACACUUUAAUAUAAAUAACGUUGCCGACUUCGUUGCCGACUUCAUUUUGUCCUUUAUAUGUCACCGACGUUAACUUAUAACGCAAAUUUCAAAAGCUAUGUCUUCGACCGAUAUUAACCCAAUCAUACCAGGCUUCGCCCCGGAUCCAUCUAUCGUUCUGGUUGAUGACACUUUUUUCCUCGUUAAUUCCAGUUUUCAUAUGUUCCCAGGCCUACCAAUUUAUACCUCUAAAGAUCUCACCUCAUGGAAACAUAUUGGAAAUGCCAUCAACAGACAGAGUCAGCUCAGCCUGACAGUAUCACGCACUAGGCUGUGUCCACGAGAUGAACAUGGCGAUGUAAUGCUCUCAAAUGGUGGACUCUACGCCCCAACGAUCCGCUACCAAAAUGGCACAUUUUAUAUUGUAUGCACCAACAUCAUUCAUGACUGCAGCUCAGAUGAUGGUAAACCUGAAAACUUCAUCGUCUCAUCGAGUAAUAUCUGGUCCAAUGAAUGGAGCGAUGCGAUCUAUUUCGAUUUCAACGGCAUUGAUCCUAGCAUCUUCUUCGAUGACAAUAGACGUGCCUAUAUCCAAGGAUCUGCUGGUCCGGGUCCCAUGACCAAAAUCCACUUGUUCGAGAUUGAUCUUAAGACCGGAAAGAAGCUGUCGGAGGAGAAGAAGAUAUGGGAUGGUACUGGAGGGAUUUAUCCCGAAGGUCCUCAUAUUUACAAGAAAGACGGGUUGUAUUAUCUUGUGAUUUCUGAAGGCGGAACGUACGAGGACCACAUGAUUACUGUUGCGAGAUCGAAGGAUAUCUGGGGCCCUUACGAACAAUUUGAGAAUAAUCCUAUCUUGACGGCAAGAGGGACUGACGAGUAUAUUCAAUAUACUGGGCAUUCUGACAUGUUUCAGGACCCGCAGGGACGGUGGUGGGCCGUUUGCCUCGGGGUCAGGAAAGACGAAAGCCGAUUAAUUAUGGGAAGAGAGACAUUCAUUACGACGGGGGAGUGGCCUGAAGGGCAGUGGCCGAGUUUGAAUCUGGUCAAAUCAAAUCCCAAGUUCCCAGGUGGAACAGAAGUUGUGCGUGCAGAAGGCACCUUGCCUCUCACAGCGGAGUUAAUGGUGGACUACCUUUACAUCCGCGACGCAGUUUUGGGUGACCAUAGAUUCUCGAAUGGCGGCAAAACAAUCACCCUUACAGCCAGCCAGGCCGACAUGUCGCAAUGGGAAAAGCCAGUCACCUUUGUGGGGAAACGUCAAAGGCUCCUUAAAGGCAAUGCAAUGGUGACGAUGCAUAAACCUCUCAUUUCAAGUGGUGCCCAUCUCAUGGCAGGUAUCGCAUACUACAAGGACGAGCAUCGCUACAUGAAGCUAUUCUACGACUACUCCGCCUCUGAAAUGGUUUUCGAGGUUGUGAAUAAUGCCAAAAAAAUCUCGCGGACCGUUAGGCAUGACGUUCAACUGGGAAGUGUGGUUGCCUUGCGCAUCGAGUAUACUGAGAGGUCCUUUCAACUCUCGUAUAGAAAUGGACCGGACUCAGCCGCAUGGAUCGGCUUUGAUGGCUUGGAUACACUAGAGAUGUCGGGUCAUGAUUUUGUUGGCCCUGUCAUCGGCAUAUUUGCGAUAGCUACGGCGCAGGAUGCGCAUGUCCAGUUUGAUGAUUUAGAGAUAGACGGAUAGGCUGCUAGUAUAGUAAAACCAGGCCAGGGAGCUGGGAACUGCUCGUGUGGAUAGAUGCUUGCGAGCAUGGGGGUGUCGUUGCCGUACUCGUCUUGUGCAUGACGAGACAGUUAAGUCACCGCCGUUGCUAUGAGAAAAUGCAGGAAG